This is a messenger RNA of Fusarium vanettenii 77-13-4, 1002 nucleotides long. RefSeq lists its product as uncharacterized. Lineage: Eukaryota; Fungi; Ascomycota; Sordariomycetes; Hypocreales; Nectriaceae. The coding region runs from base 1 to 1002 and encodes 333 amino acids. The record is from RefSeq and is a predicted model, not a curated record. The transcript is spliced from 5 exons. Gene Ontology annotation, molecular function: oxidoreductase activity, acting on the CH-OH group of donors, NAD or NADP as acceptor.
AUGACCAAGGUCCUUCUCACCGGUGGUGCCGGCUUUGUCGCCACCCACAUCAUCAGCCAGCUCCUUGAGCGCGGCCACAAGGUCGUCACCACGGUUCGGUCAAAGGAAGAAGAGCAGGUUGUUCGCGACGCCCACAAGUACACAUACCAAGAUUAUCUCGAGGUGCCUUUGACGAGGCGGCGCAGAUCGAGGGUCUUGAGGCGGUACUGCACAUUGCAUCGCCAUUCUUUUAUGAUUUCGGCAAUUGAUGCCAAGAAAGAACUGGUUGACCCUGCUGUCUAUGGCACGACCUGGCUCUUCGAAGCUGUCCAUCGCUACGCCCCAACCAUCAAGCGCAUCGUCAUGACGUCUUCAUUCGCCUCUGUUUUGGACGAAGAUCGCCUUGAGGACCCCUCGGCUGUCUUCACCGAAAAAGACUGGAAUCCUGUCACAAUGGACCAAGUGAACGGCAGCAGAGCCACAGCAUACCGCGUGAGUAAAAAGUUUGCCGAACGCGCUGCCUGGGACUUUGUCGCCUCGAACAAGACGUCAUUUGAUCUCGUCACCGUCUGUCCAUCCUUAGUUCUUGGCCCAAUCAAGCACCAGCUCCCGUCUCUGGACAAGGUCAAUACUUCCAACUCGCGCAUGGUUGACCUGGUCCAAGGCAAGUGGAAAGAAGGCAUCCCAGAUGCCUACCUCGCGGCUGUCUACUGGAUCGAUGUCCGAGACCUUGCCCUGACGCAUAUUUUCGGCAUGGAGAAGCCUGACGCUGGGGGCAGGAGACUGAUGCCUCUCGGCGGGCGGUUUGGCAAUAGAAUGAUUGCGGAUAUUGCGUGGAAGCAUUUUCCUGAGCUGAGGGAGAAGCUGCCCGGCCUGGAUGUUCCCGGAGGUGGCCUUGCGCCUGCGGAUCAAGUGUACAGGGUUGACAAUUCCGAGACGAAGAGGUUUUUGGGGAUUGAGUGGAGGGAGUUUGAGACGACUAUUGUCGAUUGUGUGAAUAGCCACAAGCCUUAUGGAAUUUGA